Cetraspora pellucida is the source of this 159-nucleotide messenger RNA. The record is from the annotation of a GenBank genome assembly. Lineage: Eukaryota; Fungi; Glomeromycota; Glomeromycetes; Diversisporales; Gigasporaceae.
AUGUGUGAAGUAUGUGAAGUAACACUAGUUAAGAACAGCUGGGGACAACAGCAACUGAAUGAUAAGGACAACAGCCAAGGACAACAGCAACUGCAACUGAAUGAUAAGAACAAGAAAGACAAGAAAGACAAGAACAUUGCGGAAAUACAAUGUACGUAG